Molecule: messenger RNA, 1011 nt
Organism: Dioszegia hungarica
Lineage: Eukaryota; Fungi; Basidiomycota; Tremellomycetes; Tremellales; Bulleribasidiaceae
Exons: 5
Coding region: 1-1011 (336 amino acids)
Source: RefSeq, a predicted model, not a curated record
AUGCGACCAGGAACGCUCAAGCUGCGCGGAGACACCCGUCGACCUGAAGCUGGGGUCUUCCCGGAUCUGGAUUCCAAAGGCUACACCGUCGUCAAGGGAGCCAUCCCCGCUGAGCGCGCCGCCGAGUACGUACAGCGCAUGUACGGCUGGCUCGAGAGCUUCAAUCUGGGGUUCAAGGGGAACGACCCGUCUACUUGGCAUAUCGAUCGUGUCCCUUACUUCAACCGCGGCGGGAUCUACACGAGGAAUGGUGCAGGCCACGAGCAGUUCGCUUGGGAUAUCCGAGGCGAGCCUGGAGUCAUCAACGCAUUUGCCAAGAUCUGGGGUACCGACGAGCUGCUAGUCUCUUUUGGUGAGUCCUGCUAUGGGACCAUGCUGAUAGCAGACGCCGUCAACAUCUCCUUGCCUUACCCCAAGGAAGAAAUGGAAGGUCAGCGCGGCAAGCCUUGGCCUCACGUCGACCAGAGCCCAAACAAGCGCUUCAAGAACUGCAUCCAGGGGAUCGCCAAUCUCGAGAAGAACGGACCCGACGACGGCGGGUUGAUGGUCCUCUCCGGCUCGCUCCCCCUCUUCGAGGAGUACUUCAAGGCCAAAGAGGCGUCAGGCGAUGCGCCAGAGUGGAGCUGGCGCGAUGCAGCUUGGUACAGCGACGAUGACCUUCAGUGGUUCUACGACCGAGGGUGUAAGUGGGUCAAGGUGGAGGCGGACCCGGGAGAUCUCAUCCUUUGGGACUCGAGGACGAUCCACUAUGGCGCCAAUGCGCAAGGCUCGAGACCGAGGGUGGCGGCUUAUGUCUGCUAUAAGCCCGCUGCCGAUAUACACCCCGAUAUGAAGGCCGCCAAGCUGCACGCUAUGGAGCACCACAUCUCCACCUCGCACGACCCCUUGCUUUUCCGCAUGACGGGAUCGCAAAUCGAGAAGAAGAUCGCCGAGGACGAGCGGCCUGGACCUAUCGUCAAGCCGGUCUUGACGCAGCGGAUGAAGCGGCUUGCAGGGUUAGUAGACUAUUAG